CUAUGUGCACGAAUUGCUGUCAGGCAACAAGAAACAAGGUUUUUAGUAAAAACUGCCCGUACUUAGAUUCCUCGCAACAUCUGUCUCGUUAUUUACUAACUGUCUUUCAGUCUGAGCAGGAUGCCUGCUAAAGCUGCUGACCCGUUCAAGCCUGGAGAUCUUGUCUUCGCCAAGAUGAGAGGCUUCCCUUACUGGCCAGCCAGGAUAUGCAAGGCUCAAGAAGGGCCCAAAAAGAAGAUUCCUGUGUUUUUCUUUGGAACCCACCAGACUGCCGCCCUGCCCCUGGUCAACAUCGUGCCCUACCAGGGCAACAAGGCCAGGCUGGGCCAGGGGGGCAGGAUCCGGGGCUUCACUGAGGGCAUGUGGGAGAUCGAGCACAAGCCUGGAGUAGGCAGCAAGACCAAGGGUCCAGCAGCCGGAGGGGUGAAGAGGAAGAGAGGGGAGGAGGAGGGGAGGACAGGAGAGAAACAGGCCUGCUCAUUGGAGAAGGGAGGAGGAGAGGAAGAGAAGAGGAGGAGCAGCUUGGUGGAUGAGGAGAGGAAGCAGCGUCUAGCAGAGAGGAGGAAGAGUGUGUUGAGAUCUCUUCAGGGUCUCCUGACUGCUGGCAAGACCUCCAGGAGGGACUCUAGAACACACAAAGUCCAGACCAGCUCUCAGAGGAACAGCCCAGCUGGGAGGAACGCAACAGUCAACAAACCAGGCAGAAAAAAGCUUGCUGUUCAGGAACCAGACAGCAAGAAAACAGACAGCAGGAAGCUGAAUGUUAAGAAACCAGUUGACAAAAAAAUUGAUUUGAAAAAAGCUGUCAGUAAGAAAACAAAUGCUAAGACUGAAACAGUCAGCAAGAAAACAGAAAUGGACAGUAAAAAAACUAUUCUAAAAGCAGGCAGAAAGGAGGUGAAAGGCAAGGACACUGCAGCAGCCAAUAAGAAAACAGAUAUCAAGGAGACUGCAGCAGCCAGUAAGAAAACGGAUAGCAAGGAGACUGCAGCAGCCAGUAAGAAAACGGAUAACAAGGAGACUGCAGCAGCCACUAAGAAAACGGAUAACAAGGAGACUGCAGCAGCCAGUAAGAAAACGGAUAAUAAGGAGACUGCAUCAGCCAGUAAGAAAACAGAUAACAAGGAGACUGCAGCAGCCAGUAAGAAAACAGAUAGCAAGGAGACUGCAGCAGACAGUAAGAAAACAGAUAGCAAGGAGACUGCAGUAGCCAGUAAGAAAACGGAUAAUAAGGAUGCUGCAGCAGCCAGUAAGAAAACAGAUAGCAAAGAGACUGCAGCAGAAAGUAAGAAAACAGAUAGCAAGGAGACUUCAGUAGCCAGUAAGAAAACGGAUAAUGAGGAGACUGCAGCAGCCAAUAAGAAAUCGGAUAGCAAGGAGACUUCAGCAGCCAGUAAUAAAACGGAUAACAAGGAGACUGCAGCAGCCACUAAGAAAACGGAUAACAAGGAGACUGCAGCAGCCAGUAAGAAAACAGAUAGCAAGGAGACUGCAGCAGCCAGUAAGAAAAAGGAUAACAAGGAGACUGCAGCAGCCAGUAAGAAAACGGAUAGCAAGGAGACUGCAGCAGCCAGUAAGAAAACGGAUAGUAAGGAGACUUCAGCAGCCAGUAAGAAAACAACCGGUAAACCCAUAGAGGAGGAGAGGUUGGAGGAUGGGAGAGCAGACAAGAUGGAAGAGAGAGAACCCAACCAGGCAGAAGAGGGGAGGAGGAGAGAGGAGGAAAGGCUGUCCGAGAAGAGGGCAAUCAAGGACUCACAGUCACCUCGGCCCAGUGUGUGUGUGCAGGCUCCACCCAGACUGACAGCUGUAGACUCCACUCUGCACCGACUGCAUGGAGACAUCAGGAUCUCUCUGAAGACAGACAACCCUGACAUCAGGAGGUGUGUUCUGGCUCUGAACCAGCUCAGCAUGCUGUACGUCACCUCCCAGCACGUCCAGAGACACAGUGAACUCAUCUCCACGCUACGCAAGAUGCGUCGUUUCCGUGGCAGCCAGGCCGUGAUGGACAAGUCGUCGAUGCUCUACCAUCGCUUCAAAAACGAGUUCCUGCUGGGGGAGAAAGACGAACCUCUGCCCACAGCCCUUCUGUCCUCCCUGCGGCUGGAGAGGGAGAGAGAGAGGGAGAGAGAGGAGAGGAAAGAGAAAGGGGAGGAGGGA
Molecule: messenger RNA, 2160 nt
Organism: Hypomesus transpacificus
Lineage: Eukaryota; Metazoa; Chordata; Actinopteri; Osmeriformes; Osmeridae
Product: PC4 and SFRS1-interacting protein-like
Exons: 11
Biological process (GO): regulation of transcription by RNA polymerase II
Cellular component (GO): nucleus
Molecular function (GO): double-stranded DNA binding; transcription coregulator activity
Source: RefSeq, a predicted model, not a curated record